UGUUAAUUUAACAGAUUUCCACAAAAGUUAACAGAAAAUAUCGAUAUGAAGUUUUCAGUUAAAAAAAAAAUCCAACGGUGCAACGCUAUACAUAAAUAACAACAAAAAUAAUCUGACAUAUUGACCCAUAUAGCAACCCGCACCUUGGAAACCAAGAAAACAAUGAAAUUAGGUCAAAAUGCACGAAACCGUUAUUACAAAGUUCAAGUAUUGUAUUAAAGAAGACGAAAAAUAUGUUUCUGGAUACUCCACAAAAGCCACCUCGAACCCUGCGGUAUGUGGAAAAAGCAUUCGACCUGGUCAAAUCGAAAAUACAUGUUCGAGAUGUAGUGAUUCUCAACGAGUCGGGACAUCCGGUGAUGAGUACGAUGGACCGAGACGAUGCUGUGGAAUUUUCCGGACCUUUUCAGGCUAUUCGAGGAAGACUGGAACGCGGUAUGAGUAAAAUAGAUCCCACGGACGAACUACUAAUGCUGAGAAUACGCACAAGAACCAACGAGGUGCUCCUGGUGCCAGACUCCAAGAUAACACUACUCGUAGUACAGAACGCGCACGAUUGCUUCGAAAAAUGAUGCAAUAUUUUAGAUUUUCCAAAGACAAUUUCUUAUGCGUAUGUUACUUUAUUAUUAAUACAUGAACCAACUACUCGUAUGUCAGUAAUUGGUAUUUACACGUGCUUAUACAUGUUUAAGGCAUUUAAAUAUCUUUCAAUGGAAUAUAUAACGAUUAUAACAAGGAA
Molecule: messenger RNA, 739 nt
Organism: Drosophila sechellia
Lineage: Eukaryota; Metazoa; Arthropoda; Insecta; Diptera; Drosophilidae
Gene: robls54B
Product: roadblock similar 54B
Exons: 3
Coding region: 234-572 (112 amino acids)
Source: RefSeq, a predicted model, not a curated record